AUGGCAGUCCUUCUUGACUCUGAAAAGAUUACGCCCACCAAGGUUAUACCAGUCUCUGUCUUGUGUAAAGAUUAUAUAAGUAAUUAUCCACAAAAGAAAGGUUUGUUUGCAACAUGGACAGAGGAAAUACACUGUAGAAUCAUUAUCAAAGAAUGUUUACGGGCUGAAGCUACUAAACUUGAAAAUCAAAUAAUAUCAGCGUUAACAGAUUCUGAUGUAGCAGUUAGAAUGGCUGUAAUCAGUACAUCCUCCUCCUCUAGUGCUGCAGAUCAUCUAGCCAUGAUGUGUGCGGUGACAAUAUUUCAAGGUUUGGGAUUUUUGGCAUUUAUAAUAGCUGAGAAUGACUCAACAGGGCUGAGACGAGAAAGGGAACUGCUUAGGACUAGCAUAGACACAAUGAGAGUACUUGCAGAAAAGUUUGAGAUUGACUGGAGGAAGUGCUUCAUAUCUAUUUGUCUUUUAUAUGUGUUAUGUAAAACCUUGAAGGUUACAAAUAUCUCCACACAGGUGAAGGUGAUCACCCUAAAAGCCAUGAAGUCAUGCAUUGUAGGUUUUAUCCCUCCAUCUAUGGCUAUGCUCAUGAACAGUGAGAAGCAAGAAUCAAAUAGUGUGGAGCAUAUGGGUAGUGUGUUGAGUGACUGCUUAGCUGAUACAGAAUGGGAGGUGCGAGAUUCAGCCUUGGAAGUUCUCAAUACUUGCAUGACUCUUGCCAAAGACAGAUAUCCGUUUUUUGCUGAGUGGCUCAUUCGUUACAAUUUGGACACAGUAGUGCUUGCUGCUCUGGAAGACAUUGAAGGAUAUGUUCGAGCCAGUGCUUUUGGUGUCCUAGCAUGUGUUGUAUCUAAUGAAAAGAUCUGGUUGAAAUUCAGUGAGGAAAACUUACAGCAUAGGACUUUAGCAGCCAUAUUGUGGGAGGGGGAUGCUCCAGUGAGAAGGUCUGCUAUGUGUAUGGUCAGAGAGCUUCAUGCAGCCAGCAAGUUUAGUGAGGAGGAUUUAAACAACAUUGUCAUCAACAUCAUGCAGAGGUCAACAGAAGAUGAUGAUGAUGAAAUCCGGUUGAAUGCCCUCGAGUUUAUUCACAGUCACAUCAAUGAAAGCCUUCAGAAAUCAGGUAUGGUUGAUGGAGAAUUCCCGGCUGUGACAUUUAAGGGGGGAAAGAUAACCAAACUUGACAAACACGAAGUGCAAAAACAAAUUUUGAAGAUCAUAACUUGGGUAUGUGAUUGUGGUUACUUGAAUUGUCUUCUCUUAUGUGCAAAUGACCCAGUCACUGCAGUAGCAACAAAAUCUAGAGAAAUCCUUGUCUUCCUAAAUAACCUUCUUAAUAAAUACGAAAUGAAAACCGGAGCGCAUCUAGUAAAGAGGUUGGUUUUGACAUACUUUUUAAAAGUAAAAUUUAUUGCCAAGACAGGUACAAGUCUUCCUCAGUCAGGCAUAGCUACUAGAUUGUGCACUGCAGGCUGUAGACAAAGUAGAAGCAAGCAGGUUGAACAAUGGAUAGAGCAGGUGAAGAGCACGAGAGUUGAUUGGGCUGACAACUGGACUGAGCUACUGCAAUAUCAUCAGAAGAAUGGCACUUCUUUACCUGCCAAAAAUUAUAGCUUUAUUGCUGACCUGGAAACACAAGAACCUAAAGUGGAUGAAGCAGACAUACCUGCAGCAACAUUGUGGACCAUUUUGAUUCAUAUCCUCAUUUCCACUGAUCAGGUGACCACUCAUAAUAUGUCUCUCACAAGUGAAAUUGGGCAGAUAUACUUGACCAUAGCAGCUCCCUGA
Molecule: messenger RNA, 1776 nt
Organism: Macrobrachium nipponense
Lineage: Eukaryota; Metazoa; Arthropoda; Malacostraca; Decapoda; Palaemonidae
Exons: 13
Coding region: 1-1776 (591 amino acids)
Biological process (GO): positive regulation of protein phosphorylation; DNA damage response; cell population proliferation
Cellular component (GO): nucleus
Source: RefSeq, a predicted model, not a curated record